Letharia lupina is the source of this 609-nucleotide messenger RNA. RefSeq lists its product as uncharacterized. Bases 1 to 609 code for a protein of 202 amino acids. Lineage: Eukaryota; Fungi; Ascomycota; Lecanoromycetes; Lecanorales; Parmeliaceae. The transcript has 2 exons. The record is from RefSeq and is a predicted model, not a curated record.
AUGAAUACCAGAGAUCGCUUUAGAGCGAUCAAGUUCCCUAGACCUACUGACAAUCUUUUGACACCGCAAAGGCAAAAUUUCACCCAGCCUGAGUGGGUAAAAACAGUCAACAACAUUUAUAACCUUGAAGACAGUGACAGCAGCGACAAUGUCGACAACGGGGACCCCGCCGCCAGUGUCUACGAGUUCUCACCUGUCAAAUUAUCGGGUGGGAAUGACUUCGAAUCUCUCGCCACUGUCCUGCAAGGAUGCUCUUUAGUCAGCCUAGAUGAGCUCUUCGCCUCCGCCGUGAUCCGAUACCUCGACCACGAAAAAAUCAAUGAACAUGCGCUCGAAGAGCUCAAGUUUUGGCCUGUCAAAAGCAUAUUUGAUUGCCUUGAGCAAAAAGCGCCCGUCCUUCUGGUCAACCAAGCUGAUCGUCACAGACUUCGGUUGCUCGAAGCAGUUGAUUCAACCAAAUAUAUCAUCAUCUGCCGAGGCGAGAUCCCGGAAAAAGGGCGCUUGGUGCUUCUGCGUGUCUCGGACGGUCAUGUGCACGUCGCAUCGUUCAUGAGAUCUUCUGUCGGAUUGCCAUUACGGCAACAAGACGUUCGAGAUGACCACCAUUGA